Messenger RNA from Mugil cephalus (flathead mullet), 4305 nucleotides. Its product is annotated as proteoglycan 4-like. Bases 45 to 3869 code for a protein of 1274 amino acids. The record is from RefSeq and is a predicted model, not a curated record. The transcript has 39 exons. Lineage: Eukaryota; Metazoa; Chordata; Actinopteri; Mugiliformes; Mugilidae.
CCCCUCCCUCUCUUCCUGGAAACGAAACUAAAACAAAACUACAAAUGUACCCGCCAAAACAGAGGAGGUAUCUCUUUGAGGCAGUAACAGAACACACAGACAAAGACUACAAGGUUUUACACAGACACCCAGCAGAAAUGAGCCUACAGGUUUGCCACUGCUGCGGCUGGUCCAAAGUGACGACUCACCAGGGCCUGAGAAUUCACCAGGGGAAGAAUGGAUGCACGCCGAAGGGUGUGAGGAUUGCAGAGACUCAGCCACAGCAGUGUCUGUGGGAUUAUGGGGGAUUUCCGAAGAUUCAAACGGACCUCCAAGUGCAAAUAAGCGCGUCUAUCAAGACAGACACGGCAGACUAUUAUUCAGAGAUGAGUCUCCAGGUUUGUCAUUGUGGCUGGAAGAAAAUGACAACUUAUCACGGCUUGAAGACUCACCAGGGGAUGAUGGGAUGCACGGCAAAGGGAAUGAAGAAAGAGCAGUACGUCUGGAAAAAAGAUUGGGAAGCUCAGGUGGAUCACAAUCAUCUGCCAGCUAAGAAGGUGGCCACCAAGAGGGAGAAUUUUGCAGAGACACAAAGGACGGUCAGUAUCGGCAUCUUAACAGCCACAAUCAAAGAUGAAUACGAAUCACCAUCUUCCCAAAGAGCCACAAAGUCAAGGUCAAGUCAUGAGCUACAAAACUUCUCCACCCUUCCACAGAUAAACAGACCAGUCAGAGACCAUUCAACGCCAGCAUAUCCAGGAAAUGUAGUUAAACCUAAGGAGAGAAAAAGAAAGAAUCCAACAUUAUCACAGAAUGCAGAUAGGAGAUCAAUAGAUCUGUAUACCGAACUGUAUGCGGCAACAACAGCCACAAUCAAGGAGGAGCCUGAAUCACCAUUUGCACUUCAACAACCAUCUGCACGAACAGCCACAAAGUCAAAGUCAGGCCAUCAACUGCAAGGGUUCUCUGCCCUUCCACAGAAUGUCAACCGGAGAUCAGAGGACGCAAGUUGGAGCAUUGACAGCUAUACUGAACUGUAUGCAGCGGAAGAAGACACAAUCAAGGAGGAGCCUGAAUCACUAUUUGCACCUCAAGAGCCGCCUUCCCGAAGAACCAAAAAGACAAAGUCAGUCUGUCAGCGGCAGGAUUUCUCCAAUGAUGCGCAGGUGAAUAGGUUGGUCAGGGCGCCUCCACCUAAUCCACCUCUAUUCAAAGUAGUGCGACCUAAGGUGAAAGAGAGGAAAGGUACCAAGAUGAGGAGUGUGGCCAGGGAGCUUCCGCCGACUACAUUCCCAGUACCUGUUGUCCAACCAAAGGAGAAAAAAAGGGAUUAUAGUCAGACACUUUCAGAGAAUGUCCAAGUGCCACCAAUCAACUUACAAGCAACAACCACAACCAUGGAGGAGCCCAGAUCAUCUUUUCAAACAUCAUGGGGCUCCUUCCUAAAAGGCACUGGCACAGACGCAGGAAAUCAACUGCAGGAUUUGUCUUCUAGCGAGCAGGUGGACAGAUCCGUCACGGAGAAUCCAAAAACUCCUUCUCCAGUCCAGCCCAAGAAGGAGUCACCUUUAUUCAGUUCGACACAAGAGAGAAUUAAGUCUGAAUUACAGCAAAAGUUUCAGAUGAGAGAAGAAAAGAUGAGUGAAAUCAGACAAGUGGAGGCAGCCUGUAAGAGCGUCCCAGAUUCGACAAGUACCCACACAGAUUCCGCAUCCUCACAAAAUAAGGAUCCAUCAUCAUUGUAUGAAGCUACACAACCUGAUUGCUCCGCUAGCACAAAGGUAAAGGAACUGGCCCGUAUGUAUUCAGCUGUACAGGAAACAGCAGUCCAGCCUGAAGAGACAGACACAGAGAAACCAAAACUAUCACAGAGCGUGCCAGUGUCACCGGUCAUCAACUCACAAACAGCAGCCACAACUAUGGAGGAGCCCAGAUCACCUUUUACAACACCACGACGCUCCCAAAAUGAUACUAACAUACAUGCAGAACAUCAAGUGCAGGAUUUAUCUGAGCAGAUGGACAGUUCAGUCAGAGAGAAUCCAAAAACUCCUCUAUCUUCAGUCCAGCCCAAGAAGAAAGAGUCACCUUUAUUCAAGGCGACACGAGAGAUGACAGAAGAAAAGAUGAGUGAAUCUAGACCAGUGGAGACAGCCCCUGAGAACAUGCCGGUGCCACCAAUACUCAACUCACAAACAACAGGUCACGGGGACAGUUCAGUCAGAGAGAAUCCAAAAACUCCUCUAUCUUCAGUCCAGCCCAAGAAGAAAGAGUCACCUUUAUUCAAGGCGACACGAGAGAUGACAGAAGAAAAGAUGAGUGAAUCUAGACCAGUGGAGACAGCCCCUGAGAACAUGCCGGUGCCACCAAUCCUCAACUCACAAACAACAGGUCACGGGGACAGUUCAGUCAGAGAGAAUACAAAAACCCCUCCACCAGUGCAGCCCAAGAAGAAGGAGUCACCUUCAUUCAAGGCAACGCAGGAGACAAUUCAGUCUAAAUUACAGCAAGAAGUUCAGGUGGCAGAAGAAAGGAUGAGUGAAUCUAGACCAGUGGAGACAGCCUGUAAGAGCAUCUCAGAUUCAGCCACUAUGAACACAAGAACAGAUUCUGCCGCCUCACAAAAGGAGGAUCGGACAUCAUCUGCACAGCCUGGUUUCUCCACUGGCAUGAAGGUGAAGGAACUUGCCCAGAUGUUUUCAACUCUCCAGGAAACAGCAGUCCAACCAGAGGAGAAAGACAGAGAGAAAGCAAACAUAUCACAGAGCGUGCCAGUGUCACCAGUCAUCGACUCACAAACGACAGCCACAACCACGGAGGAGGCCAGAUCACCUUUUACAACACCACGACGCUGUUUACAUAAAGAUACUAACAUACAUGCAGAUCAUCAACUGCAGGUUGCAAGAUCAGUUCGGGACAAUCCAAAAACCCCACCUCCAGUCCAGCCCAAGAAGAUGGAAUCCCCUUCAUUCAAGGCAACAUGGGAGAGGAUUCAGUCUGAGUUACCGCAAAACAUUCAGAUGCAAGAAAAAAAGAGCAGUAUAAUCAGAGCAGUAGAGGCAGUCUGUGAGAGCGUCCCAGAUUCAACAAGUGUGACCACCCAAAGAGAUUCUGCUCCCUCACAAAAGGAGGAUCAGACAUCAUUGUAUGAAGCUGCACAGCCUGAUUUCUCCAAUUGCAUGAAGGUGAAAGAACUGGCUCAGAUGUUUUCAGCACCCACAGCCGGGGAAGCAGCAGUCCAACCAAAGGACAAGGACAAAGAGAUACGAAAACUGUCACAGGUAAAGCUCCUGGCUCAAAGGUUUUCAGCCAACACAGUUCAGGAAACAUCAGCCCAACCAAAUGAGAAAGCUGCCAGGCCAUCAAAGCUGUCACAGAAGUUUCCAGACUCAAAAAUUUUUGCAAGAUCAGUUCAGGACAAUCCAAAAACCCCACCUCCAGUCCAGCCCAAGAAGAAGGACUCACCUUCAUUCAAGGCGACAUGGGAGAGGAUUCAGUCUGAGUUACCGCAAAACAUUCAGAUGCGAGAAAAAAAGAGCAGUAUAAUCAGAGCAGUAGAGGCAGCCUGUGAGAAGUUUCCAGACUCAAAAAUUGCUACCAUCAACAGGAAUUCUGAGCCUACAGAAGUACCACUGAAGGACGUUCCUGAACCAUCUUCCGAGCUCUCAGGUUUCUCCACAUCUGUGAAGGUGAAGGAUCUGGCCCGGUUGUUUUCAGCUGCCGCAAGACAGGAAAAGUCUGUCCAACCAAUGGACAAACAGAGGGAGGGACAACACCCUACACAGAGGAAGUUUCUUAACCAGAAACAGUCUGCUCCAGUGGCCCAGAAAACAGCAACAUGCAGACCAAAAGAGAAAGACAAGGAGAAUCAAAAACCGUCCAAGUGGACGUAAAGCUGAAUUCAGCCCCAUCGCUCAGCUGCCUUGUUUCUGCUGAUGGGUAGAAAGCGAGAGGAGAAAGGCUCCAGAGGCUCUGGGGACAUUUUGGCAGUGUCCCCUAACAGUCAUAUUGGGAAUGGGAGGUUAGCAACAAAUCUAAUGGGAUCUGGGUGCAGCAACACGCAACGCAAACCACAUAGGGAACAUUACACGUCACUUUUCCCUGAAAGAAAAGUGUUUAUGGUUAAUCCAGGAACAGUUAAAAAGUCAUAAAUCCACAAGGAAAUGAUCAGCUGCACAUAGAGCAGAGGAGGAGGCUCAGGUAGAAUUAAAAUAUUACUGUAGCCUGGAAUUACACACUAUCUGGAUUUCAUUAUGUGUGAAAACAAAAAAAAAGGUAAAAUUACCUCCAAAACUGGGUGGUCCUACAUCUAAUCAGAGCCAUUUUGUU